Messenger RNA from Spinacia oleracea (spinach), 1277 nucleotides. Its product is annotated as GDSL esterase/lipase At5g55050-like. Bases 1 to 1143 code for a protein of 380 amino acids. The transcript is spliced from 5 exons. Gene Ontology annotation, molecular function: hydrolase activity, acting on ester bonds. The record is from RefSeq and is a predicted model, not a curated record. Lineage: Eukaryota; Viridiplantae; Streptophyta; Magnoliopsida; Caryophyllales; Amaranthaceae.
AUGAGACGUUGUACAAUAAUAUACUUACAAUUUUGGUUCGUGUUAAUUUUGAGCAUGAAAUUAUCAAGUGCCAAAGAAUUAGUACCAGCUUUGUUUGUGUUUGGAGACUCAUUGGUAGAUGUGGGCAACAAUAAUUACCUGAGUGUCAGCCUUGCUAAAGGUAAUUUCCUACAUCAUGGCAUUGAUUUUCCCACCCACAAACCUACCGGAAGAUUCAGUAACGGCAAGAACAUAGCUGACUUUCUAGCUGAAAAACUUGGGUUGCCCUCUUCGCCACCUUAUCUUUCACUAGUGCACGACAAUGUCGACGACUUUACGAAGGGUGUGAGCUUUGCGUCAGCUGCAGCCGGGAUUUUAAAUACAACUUCUAAAAACAUUUAUCUCCCUCGGCUUGACGGUACCGAUGGCGAUGGCGAUGGUGAUCAACUCUCGCAUUUUACGAUUACCAUGGACGAACAAGUAGAGUAUUAUGUAAAAGUACGGGGAGUGUUGGACCAGAAAUUAGGAGCAUCGAACGCAGCCACACACUUAGCGAAAUCUGUAUUCAUCAUUGCGAUUGGAAGCGUCGAUAUUGGGGUAUACCUUGGUUUACCUCAUACAAGUCUAAAAGAGAAAGGCAGCCCUCGUCAAUUAGUUGAUUCAAUGGUUCUUACUAUCAUAGGACAACUCAAGCGAAUAUACAAUAAUGGGGGGCGCAAGUUUGUUAUGAUUGGGAUAGGUUCAACAGGCUGCCUACCAUCAGAAAGAAUCAAGACUCAAAACGAGACUUGUAAUGAAGAAUUUAAUUACUGGAAUACCAAAUACAACCAAGGCCUCCAACUAGUUCUAAAAGAACUAGAGUCAGAGCUUCCAGAUUUCCGGUAUUCCUACUUCAAUACCUAUCAGUUCUUGCUCAACAUCCUCGAACAACCACUUGCUUACGGAUUUAAGGAAGUAAAAGCUGCAUGUUGUGGACUUGGGCGCCUAAAUGCUGAUGUUUGUUGUUCUCCGGUUUCAAAUCUUUGUCCUGAUAGAAGUGGCUAUGUUUUCUGGGAUCUUUUUCACCCGACGGAAGCAGUUUCUCGCUUACUUAUAGAUUAUGCUUUUGAUGGUGCGCAACAAUACUCAUUCCCGGGCGAUAUCCAACGCCUAGUUUCUAUGUAAAACCCUAGCCUCUAAUUUUGAAACUGGUUUUUACACAACUUAUAUUGAUUUGAUACUUUAUAGUUAUGUUGCUUAAUUAGACUCUUAUUUAGUGUCGUGUCUGAAAAGGUAUAAGAGGAUCCGACACUCCUUGA